Molecule: messenger RNA, 516 nt
Organism: Peromyscus eremicus (cactus mouse)
Lineage: Eukaryota; Metazoa; Chordata; Mammalia; Rodentia; Cricetidae
Product: protein BUD31 homolog
Exons: 2
Coding region: 1-516 (171 amino acids)
Biological process (GO): mRNA splicing, via spliceosome
Cellular component (GO): nucleus; spliceosomal complex
Source: RefSeq, a predicted model, not a curated record
AUGACUGUUGUCAGGGCUAUGGACCAAGAUAUGGCCCUUGCCAGCAGCCCAGGUUGGAAUAUCACCAUGCUCCUGGGUGACAAGCAGACCAUUCAUGAAGUGCCCAAAGUCAAAAGAAGCCAGAAAGUGCCUCCAGAUGGCUGGGAGUUGACUGAACAGACACUGGAUGAAUUAGAUCAAAAGAUGAGAGAAGCUGGAACCGAACCCUGGGAGGGAAAGAGGAAAGUGGAAUCUCUGUGGCACAUCUUCAGAAUUCAUCACCAGAAAACCCAAUAUAUCUUCGACCUCUUUUGCAAGAGGAAAGCCAUAAAGCAGAGAACUCUAGAAUACUGCAUUAUAGAGGGCUGUGCAGACAAAAACUUGAUUGUAAAGUGGGAAAAGCAGCGCUAUGAGGAUCUGUGCUGCCUAUGCUGCAUUCACACUCAGGACGCCAUUUGCCGGGUUCCUGAAAGCAAGCUGCAAGUGGAUCACAUCAUCGAGUGCACGCACUGUGGCUGCUGGGGUUACUCUGGCUAA